Molecule: messenger RNA, 1200 nt
Organism: Xenopus laevis (African clawed frog)
Lineage: Eukaryota; Metazoa; Chordata; Amphibia; Anura; Pipidae
Product: protein ATP6V1FNB
Exons: 2
Coding region: 343-885 (180 amino acids)
Source: RefSeq, a predicted model, not a curated record
CCCCUACUGUAAAUGAUAAGGAUAUUAGAAGUAUUUAGUGAUUUUAUACCCCAGGGGUAAAGCUCUACUAUAAAAUCCCUCCUUUGGGGUUGCAGUGCAAUAUAUAGAGGUAUUGGAGCAGUGUGACAGCCCAGUGUGAUUUCAGCUUCAUGUCGAGUCCUUUUCCCUCCCUCCUCCUCCUCCUGUUUCACUCCAGUAUCAGUCUCCCGGGAGACUCACAGUAAACUCCACUCUGAGCUGCAGGACCUGCUUAUCCCAUUGCACAAGUCACUUGCUGCCUCUCUUGGAUCCCAUCCACCUCCCCAGCAAAUUAAGGGAUUUAUUACAUAACUUGUGGUGAGGAUGAAGGACCUGCUCACUACCAGGAACCAGAACUGCUGGAAGGAGCUGAUUGAGAAGGAAACGGCCUCCAGGAUGUACUGGAAGCUGAGAUACAAACAGGAGAAUCCACAGAACCUCCAGGAGAAGAGCAGGAAGAGGAAAGAAGGGUCUCUGCCCAAUAUUAGGACCACCCUGCUGCCCCCUAUUCAUGUCCCCAAGAAACCAGAAGUGAUGCAACCGAAGGAGCCGACCUGUGGCCUCCCAGAAGAAGAGGAGUUGGGGGAGAUGAGAGUUGCCUCUCCGCACACCUCCAGUUUACUCUAUGAUGGCUUCUCCAAGGAGGGUAAAGGAAGGUCCCUGUAUCUGAGGAAGAGGAAGGAGAUUAUCCCAGAGGAGAAAUAUCCUCAUCCAGUUCUCUCCUCCUGGGAGUAUGGCUGGAGAUUAGAUGAUAUGGUGAAAGAAGCUAAGGCUCCGAUCCAUGGAAGGUGCAAAAUAGUGAGAGAUACAUUUUAUAGCAGGAACGGAGUCGUUUCCUACCCCCAAUACACUGACCGGAUGCUCUGAAUAUGGGCCUUGCUUUCCAAACUCGUGUUGUAUGUGGCCUUUAAUCCACUGCUAGAGGAGCCCCAGGAAUGAUACUGCAUGGAGCUCACGUGUGCAAUGACCUCUAUAAAUCCAAUGGACUUCAGCUGCUUGUUUACCUGUUUGUCUUGUCAAUAAAUUAACUCUGAUUUUACAUGUUUUUGUGACACCUUCUGCCUUCAUCCUGAGGUUGUAGAAUUACAAAUCCCAAAAUGCAGUUCAGAUUCAGUAACCAAACCCAGGCUUUCCUACGUCUGUGCCAAAUUUUCCUGGUCUGUCAUUGUCAAUGGGUCUCAA